Molecule: messenger RNA, 4090 nt
Organism: Gymnodraco acuticeps
Lineage: Eukaryota; Metazoa; Chordata; Actinopteri; Perciformes; Bathydraconidae
Gene: wdr35
Product: WD repeat domain 35
Exons: 28
Coding region: 359-3907 (1182 amino acids)
Biological process (GO): intraciliary retrograde transport; protein localization to cilium; non-motile cilium assembly
Cellular component (GO): intraciliary transport particle A; non-motile cilium
Molecular function (GO): protein binding
Source: RefSeq, a predicted model, not a curated record
CACGGGAGACCGAGGGAAGCUGUAGUCCUCCACACAAGCAAUGAGACUUUGAAUUUGAAUCGUUUAUUUAAUGAAUAUGCGUUCGUUAUAAACUACAGCAGUAGUCGGUCUUUAAGGUUGUGAGGCUACAUUUAACGUUAGCCGUCUUUGGUAGUAGGUAUGCUAACUCUGUCGCGUUUGACAGGAGAUAACUAGCAAAGCUAACGGUAUAUGCUAACGUUACAUCGACUACAUCGAGGCCUCAUGAUGUAGCAUAGCUAGGUUAAAAUAAGUGAACUAACUUUAGCAGUCAGGCAUUGUUAGUGUUCUAAUAUAACUACGCCGUGAGCAAUUAGCAGAGGUCUGUUAUCAACCUGCCAUGUUUAUCUACCUCAGCAAGAAGAUUGCUAUCCCCAACAAUAUCCAUCUGAAAUGUGUCUCCUGGAACAAAGAUCAAGGCUUCAUUGCCUGUGGAGGAGACGAUGGUCUCCUCAGGGUGCUUAAGCUUGAGAGUCAGACAGAUGAUGCCAAACUUAAAGGUCUUGCUGCACCCUCUAAUCUGUCCAUGAACCAGACUCUAGACGGACACAGUGGCGCAGUACAAGUGGUCACGUGGAACGAACAGUAUGAAAAGCUGACAACCAGUGACCAGAAUGGGCUCAUUAUUGUAUGGAUGCUCUACAAAGGUGCGUGGUACGAGGAGAUGAUCAACAACCGGAACAAGUCGGUGGUGAGGAGCAUGAGCUGGAACGCUGACGGUCAGAAGAUCUGCAUUGUGUAUGAAGAUGGAGCGGUCAUUGUUGGAUCAGUAGAUGGAAACCGGAUUUGGGGAAAGGAGCUAAAGGGAAAUCAGCUUGCUCAUGUGGCAUGGUCCCCAGACAGCAAGAUCCUCCUGUUCGGCAUGGCCAACGGGGAAGUGCAGAUCUAUGACAAUCAAGGAAACUUCAUAGUGAAAAUGACCAUCAGCUGCCUCAGCAAUGCGACCGGAGCGAUCAGUAUAGCAGGUAUCCACUGGUAUUCAGGCACCGGGGGAUACGUUGAACCCGACUGUCCCUGUCUCGCCAUCUGUUUUGACAAUGGGAGAUGCCAGAUCAUGCGCUACGAGAACGAUGAAAACCCCGUGUGUAUUGACACCUUGAUGAAUGUGGUCAGUAUCCAGUGGAAUCAUUGUGGCAGUGUGCUGGCAGUGGCGGGUUCUCUCAGAGCCGCAAAUCAGGACAAAGAGUUCAAUGUUGUGCAGUUCUACACCCCGUUUGGAGAGCAUCUAAGAACCCUCAAAGUGCCGGGGAAGCAGAUGACGGGAGUUGGCUGGGAGGGAGGAGGGCUGCGGAUCGGCCUGGCUGUGGACUCCUACAUCUACUUUGCCAACAUUAGACCAGACUACAAGUGGGGCUACUGUUGCAGCACAGUGGUGUACGCCUACACAAAGCCAGAGCGGCAGGAGUACUGUGUGGUGUUCUGGGACACCAAAAACAACGAGAAGUUUGUCAAAUAUGUCAAGAGCUUGAUGUCCAUCACAACUUCCGGGGACUUCUGCAUCCUGGCCAGCAAAGCGGAUGACACCCAGCCUCAGGAGGAUGCUGAGUUAGAGUCUGGGAGUCAUGCCAGGUACGUCCUGAUUCUGUGCAACUCCAUUGGGACUCCACUGGACUCCAAAUACAUCGACAUUGAUCCACUAUUCGUCACUAUGACCAAGACUCAUGUGAUCGCUGCAUCCAAAGAGGCGUUCUACCUGUGGCAGUACAGAGUGGCAAAGAAACUGACCGCGCUGGAGAUCAACCAGGUGACCAGAACCAAGAAGGAGGGGAGAGAGAGGGUUUACCACAUUGACAGCAAUCCUUCAGGAGCCAAUGAGGGCAGUCCAGACUUGGCAAAAGCUUUCACAGCAACUCGCGAUCCCAUUUGUUCUAUUACAGCAACAGAUAAGACUCUGAUUGUGGGCCGUGAGUCUGGCACCAUCCACAGAUACAGCCUCCCAAAUGUUGUUCUGCUCCACAAAUACACUCUGAACAACAGAGCCUACUACCUGUCUUUGAACUGCAACUCCAGUCGUCUGGCCAUAAUCGACAUUGCAGGCGUUCUGACUCUGUUGGACCUGGAUGUUCGGACCUCUGGGGACGACGGCACGGGGAACCAGGCGUCCGCAGGAGACCCGUCCAAGUUUGAGCGUAAGGAUGUUUGGGACAUGAAGUGGGCGAAGGAUAACCCUGACCUGUUUGCCAUGAUGGAGAAGACCAGGAUGUACGUCUUCAGAAAUCUAGACCCAGAGGAACCCAUCCAAACGUCUGGAUACAUCUGCAACUUUGAAGACCUGGAGAUCAAAUCGGUCCUGCUGGAUGAAAUUAUGAAGGAUCCAGAGAGACCAAACAAAGACAACCUCAUCAACUUUGAAAUCCGCUCCCUGAGGGACAGUCGUGCCUUGAUAGAGAAAGUCGGGAUAGAAGAUGCCUCGCAGUUCAUUGAAGACAAUCCUCACCCAAGAGUCUGGCGUCUUCUGGCAGAGGCGGCCCUCCAGAAGCUGGAUCUGAAGACGGCUGAGCAGGCCUUUGUGCGCUGCAAAGACUUCCAGGGCAUCGAGUUCGUCAAACGGCUGGGCAACCUGCAGAGCGAGCCCAUGAAACAGGCCGAGGUGGCCGCCUACUUCAGCAGGUUCGAGGAAGCCGAGCGCAUGUAUCUGGAUAUGGAUCGCAGGGACCUUGCGAUCAGCCUGAGGAUGAAGCUGGGGGACUGGUUCCGGGUGCUCCAGCUGCUCAAAUCGGGCUCCGGGGACUGUGACGACGCUCUGCUGGAGCAGGCGUACAAUGCUAUCGGGGACUACUUUGCUGACAGACAGAAGUGGGUCAACGCGGUGCAGUACUACCUUCAAGGUCGUAACCAGGAGAGGCUGGCAGAGUGCUACUACAUGCUGGAGGACUAUCAGGGCCUAGAGAAGCUGAGCACUCUGCUGCCAGAGAACCACAAGCUAUUACCCGAAACCGGACAGAUGUUUGCCACUGUGGGCAUGUGUGAGCAGGCUGUGAAGGCUUACCUGAAGUGCAGCCAGCCCAAAGCUGCCGUGGACACCUGCGUCCAUCUGAACCAGUGGAACGAAGCAGUGGAACUGGCCAGGACUCACAACAUGAAGGAGAUCAAAUCUCUUCUCUCCAAGUACGCUUCACAUCUUCUGGAGAAGAGUAAAACUUUAGAGGUGGUGGAGCUCUAUCGGAAAGCCCACUAUUUUCUCGAUGCAGCCAAACUCAUGUUUAAGAUAGCAGACGAGGAGGCGAAGAAAGGGACGCGCCCCCUGCGGGUGAAGAAGCUCUACGUGCUCGCAGCGCAUCUCGUAGAGAGUUACCACGAGCAGGUGAAGACGUCCCAGCAGAGCAAAGCCAAAGGGAAGAAGUCUGAGGCAACAACUGCACUUGCCGGGCUGCUUGAGGAAGAUGCCUCCUCUUCAGAUAAUCGUAUCGUGGACAAUGCGUGGCGCGGAGCCGAGGCCUACCACUUCUUCCUGCUCGCUCAGAGGCAGCUCUACGACGGCUACCUGCCCAACGCCAUGACCACAGCCCUUCACCUGCGUGAGUAUGAGGACAUCAUCCCGGCGGUGGAGAUCUACUCGCUGCUGGCCAUUUGCUGCACGGCCAACCGGAGCUUCGGACAGUGCUCGCAGGCCUUCAUCAAGCUGGAGUCCCUGGAGAGCCUGGGCCCCGUGCAGCGGCAGCAGUACGAGGACCUGGCCCUGGAGAUCUUCACCAAGCACAACAGCAGCGGGGCGGAGCUGUUCCCGUCCUCCGAGGGGGCAGAUGGAAAAUUACCCACCUGCAUUGUGACGGGGCUCCCGAUCCAGGAGUACCAGUUCUGGAUGUGCAGUGUGUGUAAACACUGCGCUCAAGGGCAGGAGAUCACCAAGUAUAACUGCUGCCCCCUGUGUCACAGUGCUACAGCGUGAAGCUCCAACUGAGGAGCAAAAUGUGUUUUAUGUUAAGUGAGCUUCACUACAUCUUUUAGAAUCCACUCAGAUGUAUUUCUUCUAUCUUAAAUUAUGUAAAAUACUUAAAUGAACAAACCUACAUUGUUUACUUUUUUAUACGAAAGUACUGCGAAUAAACUGUCACAUUCAUACAACUCAAAA